Messenger RNA from Puntigrus tetrazona (Sumatra barb), 2356 nucleotides. RefSeq lists its product as uncharacterized. Bases 25 to 834 code for a protein of 269 amino acids. The record is from RefSeq and is a predicted model, not a curated record. The transcript is spliced from 9 exons. Lineage: Eukaryota; Metazoa; Chordata; Actinopteri; Cypriniformes; Cyprinidae.
GAGAUUUGAGCAGACGUUGGGUGCAUGUGGAGUUUUGCUCUCUGCGGCGCUGUAAACGGUUUACUCAUGCAGACGCCUCAGACGCUCGCUGCAGACAGAAGGCCGAGCUCAGCAGGAGCCUGGAGGAUGAAAGCUGGUUUCCAUGGAAACGACGGAAUCCAAUUAAAAGGGCCAUUGGUACCAAAGCAGCCCGAAACACGGAACAAGGAAACCCCGAACUAUUUAUCAUUCGGUUUCGAGCUGUCCUUCAGGUGCCGGAGAAUAAUCAGGGAGAGGAGUUCGAGCUCUCCGCCAGGACAGAGUGAUGUUUAUGAUGAUCAACAAUCAGCAGAGGAUGGACAAGCAGCCUUGAGGAUCAAACACUGGAGAGGACACUUGAAAAACAGCCUUUCGAAAGUCGAGUUUGGAGGAUGCUCACCGGUUUUGGGUGAAGACACUAAUUGCUUUGACAGUGUUCACCAGGCCAACUCUGAACAGCGUCCUCUCGCAUCCGUGCAUCACCGAGGCAUCGGUUCGGAGGAGAGCGCGAGGUCAGGAGCGCUGGCCGCCGCGGAGUUGCCAUGGCAACCGCUCCACAGCCAAAAAGCAGCUGCGGCGUUCUCUCCUUCUGAAAGGGCUUGUGCAGAGAAGAACGAUUCGAUUUCGAACCCGAACGAUGGGCUUCGUACAAAUCGACCCGUUUCGGGAGGCGGGGCUUGGAGGAGAAGCGAUAAUAUUGCCUGGGAAACACAACAGUGUCUGCGCCGGCUGCUCCGCUCGGAGAUAACAGCGUGUCAUCAGAGCGCUGGCGUCAUUUGGCUCCGGAUGGGACCGUGCAACUCGAUCCACCUUUAAAUGGAGCGAGACAAAGACUCAGCGUUGGGUUUCCAUCACAUCAGCGUUUAGAUGCCUUGGUGAGGGUGCAGGAUCGAGUUUGACCAGCCUGUCCAGCCUGAAGAGCAACUACAGAGACGUAUGCAAACAUGAGUCCCAGCCGUCACCUGAUCGUUACGGCCGUCUGAUGAAGCAGGUGUUCAGCAGAAGUUUCAUCCAGGAGCGAGUGAUGGAGCGCAGGUGUGGCGAAGGAGCUUUGUUCUCCUCGUCAUCAUCAGGUUUCACUUAAAGCUGUGUUCAGUGAAAAUGAAAAGGUGCCAUCAUUCAUUCACCCCUCAGUUUGUUCCAGUCCUGGAUGAUCGCUGUCGUACAACACAAAAGGAGGCCGUCUGAAAAACGCUCGAGCUGCAUGCAGCAAGCCAAAAACAUGAGGCAGCUGUUCCCGCUCCAUAUACUCCAUUCUCACUAAAUUCAGUCAGAAAGCGCACGCUUUGUGUUCAAAACAAGAAAAAGAAAACAGCAAUUGUUUUUUCCCCCGCCGUCUCUAUUGUUGCUGCGAGCGCGUUUCCAUUAUUCAGGGGAGCUUCUAAACACCUGCGCUUUGAAGUACGAGAAAUAAUGCAUGCUAAUUAUAUCCAAACAGAAGAUUGGAAACGCGGGCGUUGAAACGGUUCGUCUAAUUAUGGAGCGCUUCCUGUGCACGUGCACGCUCACAGGACCGAGGAGAGUGAAGGUGACCGUCCUUCCCGUACACAUCCCUCGCGCUCGUUUCUUCUGGCCCGUUUGGGUCAUUCGUAAAUGCAUCAUUUCGUUCGAUGACGCGCUAAAUGCAUGCAUUGGAGCGUUUUCCAGCACGGGGUUGCUGGGUCAUCAUUGCUAGGUGCUUCGUUAUAUACGGGUUGUGACCCUGGAGCACGAAACGAGUCGAAAAUGGGUCAAAGUUGUCGAUUUUAUCUUUUGUGCAAAACAAAAAAAAAUCGAUGUUCCGCGAAGGCACUUAGCAGAUCUCCUACCGUAAAUAAUAGUAUGCUAAGAAUUCGUUUGGACAGCGCUAGCGGCGAUUUUCUCAGUCGUAUGUCAGCCGAAUACUGUCCUAUCCGAACAAAUCGUGCUUCAUUUGAAAGGCUGUUUAUUCGACGUACGAUGCGACUUUUGUCAAGAAGCCUAGAAGCCGAAACGCUGAGCUCGCUCGUUCGCGUUAUAAUAUUUUUAAAGGCGCGCACUUUAAGGCUUCUGUUUUUUGUCGUUUCCCGCCUUUAAAGGUGGCGUAGUCCAAGCCGUUUAAAGCAAACAUCGGCAUUUGGGUUUUUAUGAGAAGGCGUGAUAGAUGAAACAAAAGCCAACAUGUAAAGCAUUCACAAUCCAUUUUACCUGAAUGCAUUUUUGGAUGAAUCAGGAUUUAAUUUUAACCUGUUGUAUUUUCAGUUUGUCAUUUCACCUGAAUAUUGCCCUUUUUAUAUAUAUUUUCAGUGUAUAUACACACAUACGCACAUUUAUUUAUAUAUAUAUAAUAUAUAUAUAUAUAUAUAUAUAUAUAAUGUGU